CUGUGUGUUUGAGCAGAUUUGCUUCUAUAUAAUAUCUUUAUUGAAUUUAAAUAUCUUACUGUUCAGUAUGGGAUUAUUGACCAUUUUAAAAAAGAUGAAACAAAAAGAAAAAGAGGUUCGAAUUCUGAUGCUGGGAUUAGACAACGCAGGAAAAACAACCAUUUUGAAGAAAUUUAUUGGCGAAGAUAUUAACACUAUUUCUCCUACUUUGGGAUUUAAUAUUGAAACAGUGGAACAUCGAGGGUUCAAACUUAACAUUUGGGAUGUUGGUGGUCAGAAGUCACUUCGUUCAUAUUGGAGAAACUACUUUGAGAGCACGGAUGGACUUAUUUGGGUAGUUGACAGUGCAGAUAAACGAAGACUCUCAGAUUGUGUGAAAGAAUUACAUCAUCUGCUGGUGGAAGAGAGAUUAGCUGGUGCUACACUUCUUGUGUUUGCAAAUAAACAAGAUUUACCGGGUUCUCUUUCUUCGGAAGAAAUAAAAGAGAUAUUGGACCUGGAAGGCAUCAAAACGCACCAUUGGUCAAUAUUACCAUGCAGUGCUGUUACUGGCAAAAAUUUACUUGAAGGAAUAGACUGGUUAAUAGAUGAUAUAUCCAGUCGUAUUUUCACUCUUGACUGAAUAGGCCUUUCUAUUUUUUAUUUAUAAAUUGUAGGACACUUUAAUUAUAAUGACUACUAACUUACAUGCUCAUAGUAUGCAGUAUUCAAAUUGUUUUAUUUAAAAUUCAAAUUUGCUACUGUUUAUCGUUGCAAUGAUUUGGUGCCAUUUUAUUCCCUCUCAAUUUUGUUCCUUGUUGUGCAUGUCUGCAUAUGCGUCACGUUUUUUUAAGUUUUAGUAAACCUGGGGUGCUAAAAUUCAAUUUUAUAUAGUUAUUAUAACCCGGGAAAUGUUUUAGUUGUGGUGAAUACUGAAUAUAAUAUACUUUGCUCUGCUUGUUUGUUUAGACACCUAGCAGCAGGGUAAAGGCUGUUUCAGCUUGAAACUUAAGUUUCAAAACCCAUGAUGUGUUAAAAGUUGGGAUAUCUGGUCACCCCAGGCACCAAUAACAUUACGCUUAUGUCUGUUGUAUAUGUGCUUUUGUUUAAAUGUAAGUUAAUUUAACUAAUAUUGCUUACAACGGCUUAUAAUUUUUGCCAAUAUAAUUUCAUUCAUUUAUCUAUAUGUAAAAGUCUAGCUGUUUGAUUUAAAUGAUUUUGAUCAUUACCCAACCUUCUAUUAAAAAUAAAGCUUUGUUUUUUGUUGAAUGAUACAGCUGUGUAGAGUUACAUGACAAAUUAACCAGUGACAUUCCUUAUUACAAAUUUGUCCUAUUUUUUUAAGUAUGUCAACUAAAAUAUUUUGUACAUUAUCGUUAUUUAUAACCUAUUUGUCACAUGUUAAAUACCUUAAUGUUAGGUUUAUCUCAAUAUUCUCCAAUUUUUUCCAGUUACAAUUAUAGUUUAAUAUGUAGCUAUAAUUAAGCCAAAGUUGGUUCAAAACACACCUUAACUACAGUACUAGCGCAACACACCACUGUGCAUGACAUUUAAAACUGAAACUUUGCAUUAAUUUCUAG
Messenger RNA from Ciona intestinalis (vase tunicate), 1559 nucleotides. NCBI's taxonomy places the organism in Eukaryota, Metazoa, Chordata, Ascidiacea, Phlebobranchia, Cionidae. The record is from RefSeq and is a predicted model, not a curated record.